AUGUCGCAAGACACUGCAGCUGCAUACGAUGCGAUAAAGGCAGGUCAUCUCGAUCAAUUGCACCAAUCUCUUCCGGCGUUCUCUCCUUACAUCGCUGUCGGCCUGCUUCCGUACAUCGCGUUCUUUCUCCUUACUGCGACUUUUGCCCUCGCCUUUUAUUUCUCAACUCUUUCAAAAGACACCCUCCCAGUCCGCGAGACAGUGGUCGCUCUGACGGCCAGCGCGUUGGGCGGCUUUGGAGUGGUCGCGCUCUUCUGCACUGUUGGCGUAUACGUGUAA
This is a messenger RNA of Heterobasidion irregulare TC 32-1, 279 nucleotides long. RefSeq lists its product as uncharacterized. NCBI's taxonomy places the organism in Eukaryota, Fungi, Basidiomycota, Agaricomycetes, Russulales, Bondarzewiaceae. Gene Ontology annotation, biological process: protein N-linked glycosylation. The record is from RefSeq and is a predicted model, not a curated record. The transcript has 3 exons. The coding region runs from base 1 to 279 and encodes 92 amino acids.